Messenger RNA from Austrofundulus limnaeus, 626 nucleotides. Its product is annotated as E3 ubiquitin-protein ligase MARCH2. NCBI's taxonomy places the organism in Eukaryota, Metazoa, Chordata, Actinopteri, Cyprinodontiformes, Rivulidae. Gene Ontology annotation, biological process: protein ubiquitination. Gene Ontology annotation, molecular function: zinc ion binding; ubiquitin-protein transferase activity. The record is from RefSeq and is a predicted model, not a curated record.
UCCACGGCAGAGCCAGACGGCUGGCUUCAGGGCGAAAGCUGUGGGUAAAGACAGUGGAAACCCGGCCUGUGUUAUCAGCUGAGUUAGCACAGAACAACACGGAGCUCAAAAGAAACAAACAGUUUUUGUGAUGCGUUGUUGUUUCCACAUACAGUAAAACAGGAAGUGAGCAGGAAGAGAGAGCUGGUUGUUGUGCAGCUGAAACCCAAGGGCUCCGACGCCCUCGGCUGCGUCUGGCCUCUGUUGCCAUGACGACGGGGGGGUGCUGCCACCCGCCCGGUUCUCUCUGCGACUGUGCCGGCGGUGCUGGUCUGUGGAAAGUUGUGGAGGAAGCGGGUGGCGAUGGGUGCCAGGCGCUCUACUUCACGCAGGUGACGGCGAUCGACGGACGGCUGCUGUCCUCCGUCCUGAGACCCACGAGCGUCCAGAGUGAUGGCCCCAUCUGUCGUAUCUGCCACGAGGGAGGCAGCAGUGAGGGUCUCUUGUCCCCGUGCGACUGCACAGGCACACUGGGCACGGUGCACAGGAGCUGUCUGGAGAAGUGGCUGUCGUCUUCCAACACCAGCUACUGUGAGCUGUGUCACACAGAGUUCAGCAUCGAGCGGCGGCCCCGGCCUCUCACUGAA